CGCACGCGUCGCUGUCGCGCGCCUGGGGUUUUCCUAGGGUUUUGUUUUUACCAACCCCAGCCGGGGGAGCGCGGAGGUGGCGGCGGCGGCGGAGAUGGACGGGGAGGAGAUUGGCCUGGUCCUCGCCCGCGCCUCGGACCUCCGCACCAGGAUAUCGGCCUGCGCCGCUGCCGCGGCGGGGGCGCCGGGUCCGCGGCGGGACGAUGAGGAGGCAGCGAAGCGGUUGGACGCGGCGGAGGGCGAUGAGGAGGGAGCCGAGGAAGAGGAGGAUGAGGAGGAGGAGGUGGAGAGCCUUGUCGGCAUCAGCGACGCGCUCGAGUCGCUCGAGCGGCAGCUCGCCGCCCUUCAGGAUCUCCAGCACCAACAAAGAUACGAACGGGAAACCAUCUUGAGCCAGAUCGACCGAAGCCGGAGGUCCCUGCUUGCCAAGCUCAGAGAGUACAAAGGGCAGGACUGCGAGGUGAUCCACGAGGCUGCCGCCUUCGCUGGCGAGAGAAUAGAGCGCGACGACAGCCUCGUCCUGCCUCCUUACUCGGACCAUGUCACCAACUCGUUCGCGCUCGACGACCUGUACCCUCUGAGCUACAUGUCCAAGCCCAAGCGCCUGCACACUCAACCAGACUCCGAGGACGACGGGACUGCGCAGGACGACGCGAGAAGGAACGGGCGUGAGAGCAGAGAUACCAGGGCCUCGAAACGCGGCUCGGGAGGCGGAGGGGGAGGAGGAGGAGGAGGAGGCAUCGGAGCCUUCAUGGGAUGGGUGGCUAAAACGGCGGUCAUGGUGGUGGGCGCCGUCUGUGUCAUGAAGGCCGCUGGAUACGAGUCCGUGACGUGGAGGAACGGCGGCGCCAGGCUGGACAUUGCGGGUCUGUUCGGUGGCGGUGGUGGUAAGCAGGCGGUGGCGGCGGGCGGCGGAGAUGAGCGGCGCGCUCCUCUGCGGUGCCCUCCCGGCAAAGCGAUGGUGGUCGAGAACGGCAGGGCGCGUUGUGUCGUGAAGGAAAGGGUGGAGGUGCCGUUCGACGCCGUCCUGGCACCGCCGAGUUCGAGGUACGGUUUAGGCUGAAGCCCACUCUCCCCCGCUGCGCCCGCGCCUGUGUGUGUGAAUAGUAGUAGUAGGGUGUAGCUCUAUCUAUGUGGUGCGGGAGUUGCUUAGUAGCUGCUGGGGAACGGUUCUUUGUAGAACGUGUUGCUGGGAGCUUUGUUUGUUAAUUCUGCGUUUGGUGCUGAGCAUUGGGCAGCCUGGAGAUGUUGAGGCUAUGUAUCAUGGAGAAGAAUAAACCCUUGUGCUCUCACACUGGCGUUGUGGUGAGCAGUGAGCUCUUCUAUUAUCCGGCAUGUCUGGCACUAUAUGAGCCAAUCACUGUACCAUUG
Messenger RNA from Zea mays, 1371 nucleotides. Its product is annotated as Plastid division protein PDV2. The coding region runs from base 95 to 1063 and encodes 322 amino acids. The transcript has 2 exons. Gene Ontology annotation, biological process: chloroplast fission. The record is from RefSeq and is marked provisional. Lineage: Eukaryota; Viridiplantae; Streptophyta; Magnoliopsida; Poales; Poaceae.